UUUCUCCGUUCCUCCUAUCACAACAAUAACCCAAAAAAAAAAAAAAAAUUGAAUUACCUUUCUUAUUAUAUCGAUCUUCGAUUUAUAUCUCUCUUUGCCAUUUACUUUCAAAUUUGAAAUCUUUGGAAUGAUGAGAGUUUUUGUGUGCCUCUUUUGCUUUUAGAUCUGGAAUUGCAAUGAUUGCGGGAAGGGUCAUGUCUUCUGUUUGUACUAUCCCAUGGAGAAUGUAGAUGAUGGAAAAGAAUCAUCAAAUAGUGUGAAUAAAGUAGAAGACAGCAAUUCUGUACUUAUCUGUGGCCUUCCAGAUGAUAUAUCUCUAAUGUGUCUGGCAAGAGUUCCUAGAAAAUAUCAUCCAGUCCUGAAGUGUGUCUCAAAGAGAUGGAGGGACUUAAUUUGCAACGAAGAGUGGUGCACUUACCGUCGGAAGCACAAACUGGAAGAGACCUGGAUUUAUGCUCUGUGCAGGGACAAAUUGAAUGAGACUUUCUGUUAUGUUUUGGAUCCAACCGCCUCACUAAGAUAUUGGAAGCUGGUUGAUGGUAUUCCUCCUCAGGCCUCAAAAAGAAAAGGCAUGGGUUUUGAAGCUUUGGGAAAUAAGCUAUUCUUGUUGGGUGGUUGUAGCUGGUCAAUAGAUUGUACUGAUGAGGUUUAUUCAUAUGAUGCUUGCUCAAACUGUUGGGUUCAAGCUACUUCCAUGUCAACUGCUAGGUGUUUCUUUGCUUGUGAAGUUUUGGAUGAAAAACUAUAUGCUAUUGGAGGAUUAGCUUCAAAUCCAACCUAUUCUCAUUCUUGGGAUACUUUUGACCCUCUGACAAAUUGUUGGAGAUCUCAGAGAGACAUUGCUAUUUUUUCUGAUGUUGAAGAUUCAGUAGUUCUUGGUGGGAAGAUAUACGUCCGAUUUUCCAGAUACCCUGUAACUCCUCAUGUGUUUGCCAUAGUAUAUGAACCAUCAAGUGACACAUGGCAGUAUGCAGAUGCAGACAUGGUUUCAGGGUGGACAGGCCCUGCAGUUGUUGUGGAUGACACCCUUUAUGUCUUGGAUCAAACUUUAGGAACUAGGCUAAUGAUGUGGCACAAAGAGAAACGCCAGUGGAUACUGGUUGGAAAACUAUCACCACUGCUUACUAGACCACCCUGUCAGCUUGUUGCAGUUGGUAGAAGCAUUUUCAUUGUUGGGAAAAUGCUUAGCACUGUGGUUGUUGAUGUUGGUAAUUUGGGGAAUGAGGUGUUGAUGAGUUCUUCCAUACCAGGAUUGUUAUCUGAUUUCACUGUAAUAAGUUGUAAAUGCCUAUCAAUCUGAGCAUUAAUGAGUUUGUGUGUAUAUUCAUGUUAAGAUACAUGUAUCAAUGUUACAUGAUUUUUUUCUUUACUUGGUACAAUGGUACCAAGGUUUUUAACUUGUGAAUUUUUGUAAA
Molecule: messenger RNA, 1415 nt
Organism: Vigna unguiculata (cowpea)
Lineage: Eukaryota; Viridiplantae; Streptophyta; Magnoliopsida; Fabales; Fabaceae
Gene: SKIP4
Product: SKP1 interacting partner 4
Molecular function (GO): protein binding
Source: RefSeq, a predicted model, not a curated record